Messenger RNA from Bombina bombina (fire-bellied toad), 8102 nucleotides. RefSeq names its product TPR and ankyrin repeat-containing protein 1-like. Lineage: Eukaryota; Metazoa; Chordata; Amphibia; Anura; Bombinatoridae. The record is from RefSeq and is a predicted model, not a curated record. Gene Ontology annotation, molecular function: protein binding.
AUGUCUCCCACUCAACGUCUCUUAUCCUUCCUAACUUCAGGAUCACGAUUGGAGGAUAAAAGUUCCAAAGAGUUCCUUAACUUCAGUUACCAAGGUGUCCUUUCUGGGAGUCAUCAUAUUGACAGAAUCUCGCAGAAUAAAAUCUCAGAAGCAUGUCUGUUCUGCUUCUCCAAUUGUAGGACAGUGCAUGGAGGUAGUGGGCCUAAUGGUGGCGGCUUCGAAUGCAGUUCAGUUUGCCCACUUUCACUUAAGCCCUUUUCAACUGUGUAUGCUCAAGCAGGGGACACAAAUUAUCUUCAGUUAAAUCAAGUGAUUGCGUUGGAUUUGUCAGUAAGACAAUCUUUAUCCUGGUGGAUGGAAAGUUCUACCUUGAUUCAUGGGGUGACCUCAGAUGCCAGUCUUUUGGUUUCUCCAAAUGGGAUUGGAGCAACUACUGAACAACCAAUUCAAACAUGCCUAAGGAAGGGGGACUUUGAGAUGGCUUACCUGUUGCUGAGCAUGGGUGCCAAUCCAGAAAGUGUAUCCAUAGUGCAGGGAGACACUCCCCUGCAUGCAGCAGUUUCUGUUGCCAUAAUAAAUAAAGAUGACAAUGGAAUUUUGAUAAUUAAAUAUCUUCUAGACUUAUACUCUUCUGAUCCAUCUUCUUAUCUAUAUUUAAAUCCUAAUGCCCAAGACAAAAUUGGGGAUACCAUAAUGCACUUGCUGUUUCAAAAUGAAUACACCAAAACAUAUCCAAAAAUAAUGGAACUACUUGCAAGAUACGAUAUCAAACUUACAUUAAAAAAUAAAAUGGGUAAAGAUGCAAAGCAUAGGAUAAAGAACACAGAUGCCCGACUAAAUGCUUGGAAUGAAGCUAAAAAGAAAAACAAGCGUAAUCCCUCAAGUGCUCCUUCAAAACCGAAUAAGACUACAGUAAAAGGAAAUGCAAUACAAAAUAAACCUCAGAUUAAGCUGCAAUUGCAGAAUCAGUUCCCAACUGAAUCAACAUGUGACAUUACUACAAAUGUAACUGGUCAAAAUGUAUCUAUAGAACUGCCAAGUGAAAAGGUGGAAGAGACAAAGAGACCAAUGACUCAGAAAGAAGCUUUUCUUCAGACCAUAAGAGAUCUAAUACAAUUUAUGGAAAUGUGCAAAACUCCAUCUGGGACUGACAAUGUAAAAUUGCCUACAAAUCUGAAUACCACUGAAGAGGAGCAUAAGCAGGAAAGUCUGAUCCUCUCAAAUUCAGACCAAGUGGUUGACGACUGCAAUGAAGAUAAUUCUGUUGUUAAUAAUGUGGACAACGUAAAUCUUGACAAUGAAUUGGUGGCCAUUGCUAACAUUGAAGAAGAUUAUGACCUAUUGGAGGAAGACUUGGAUCUCUCAAAUACUGACUUCAGUAAUAUGACAUGGGAAAUAGAGUGUGCUCCUGAAGCCUUGAAAAAACUAGAAAGCAAAGCAUUACCUCGUUACAUGAAAAAUAAAAUCAUUCUAUCCAUUCAGAAGCUCGGAAAUGGAGAAUGGACACGUAGCCUACACAAAAGGCUUAAACACUUGAACAGUGAUAUUAAACUCUAUGAAAUGAAGCUUGAUAAAGGUGCUAGAAUGCUCUGGGAACUUGCUAUUGACUUCUCUCCACGUUGUAGUGAGGAUCCCGAAAAGAUAAUGUCAACUGAAUUGUCUUUCCAAGCCUCAGCAAAAACUGGGAGGAUUUACACCGAAAUGAUUAGGAUAUGGGAUAUUAUUAUGGAUCACAACAAACUAAGAAAUGCUAUUGAAGGUAUUUGUAGUGCCUAUAACCGAGGCCUGAGCUGUAUACUAAGGAAAAGACUUAAGGCUAUAUCCAACAUACAACUCUCAAAUGUAGAAAAGCGAAUUCCUAGUUGUUUUAUGGAAGAUAUUGAAUUAGAAAGGAGAACAGAACAUAUUAUGCCUGAUUAUUUUCCACCAGCGAGCGCAGCUGAAACUGAAUACAAUAUCAUGAAAUUCCACAGUUUUAGCACUGACAUGGCACUUAACAUAUUACACAACAUAAAUUCCCGAGUUGAGUACCCAUUCAGAGUUGGUGAGUUGGAGUAUGCAGUAAUUGAUCUUAAUCCCAAGCCUCUGGAAAGCAUUAUCUUAAUAGGGAGAAGUGGAACAGGAAAAACAACUUGUUGUUUGUAUCGACUCUGGAAGAAGUUCCAUUCUUAUUGGGAAAAAGCUGAGUCAGUUGAUGGUCCCUGGCUUGUGAAACAGACUUGGCAAAGAAGAAAAUAUGAACCUAGCACAGAGGUAGAUGAAACUGAUGAUGAAGAGGUUUCAGAAUCCGAGUCUAGCAGCAUAGAAGAAGACCAGUUAUCACUGGAAGACAAGAAUUUGGAAACAGAAGAUCUAGCAUCUGAAUCAGGAGAAAGUGAAGAAGAAUCUGUCAAACUUGAACACUUUCACCCUAUAUUUAUUACUAAAAACCAUGUCCUUUGCCAUGAGGUGCAAAAAAAUUUCCUUGAGUUAAGCAAGUCUACAAAAGCAACAAGUCAUUUUAAGCCCAUUGAUUCUAAUGUAUACAGGUUGCAAGAGAUUCAAGAUGAAAAUUUCCCCAUGUUUGUUACUUCUCAGCAGUUGUUGCUAUUACUGGAUGCAUCCAUGCCUGAGCCAUUUUUUCCCAGAAAUGAAGAUGGAAGCCUUAGCAGAAGUAUUAUUGGAUGGUCCACAAUGGAUGAAAUGGACAUAUCGGAUCUGUUGAGAGAGGAUGAUGAAUUUGAUGCAGAUCCAGAAAAUGAAGAAGAGGAAAAUGUUAGUGGGCCAAAAGAGAAUGAUCCACGUGUUUUUGUCACCUUUGAGUUGUUCGCCAAGGAAAUCUGGCCAAAGAUGGUGAAAGGAAAAUCUCCAUAUAAUGCUGCACUGGUCUGGAAAGAGAUAAAGUCCUUUUUAAAAGGCUCGUUCGAAGCAUUGAAUUGUUGUCAGGGAAAACUUACAGAAGACCAAUAUAUUAAACUUGGGAAGAAAAGAGCCCCAAACUUUAAAGGAGACCGAAAGGAAAUUUAUUGUCUCUUUUGCUUGUAUGAGCAAAUUAAAUCCAAAAAUGGGUAUUUUGAUGAAGAAGAUUUCCUAUACAAUUUGUCUUGUAGACUUUCAAACCUUGAUGUACUACCAUGGUCCAUUCAUGAGCUUUAUGGGGAUGAGAUUCAGGACUUUACUCAGGCAGAGCUCUUCCUACUUAUGAGAUGCAUCAAUGACCCCAAUGCCAUGUUCCUUACAGGGGACACUGCACAAAGCAUCAUGAAAGGAGUUUCUUUUCGUUUCAGUGAUUUGAGAUCCUUGUUCUACUUUGCAAAUAAGAAUUGCCAUAGCGACUCCAAGGACUGCAUUGUACGGAGACCAAAAAGGAUAUAUCAACUUUACCAAAAUUAUAGAUUUCAUUCUGGAAUUCUGAGUUUGGCUUCUGGUGUUGUGGACUUAUUACAGCACUAUUUUCCGGAAUCAUUUGAUCGAUUGCCCUGUGACUGUGGCUUGUUUGAUGGUCCAAAACCAACAGUGUUGGAGUCCUGUAGUGUUAGUGAUCUGGCAAUGUUGCUACGUGGCAACAAAUGAAAAACCCAGCCAAUAGAGUUUGGAGCACACCAGGUGAUUCUUGUGGCAAAUGAGAAGGCUAAGGAAAAUAUACCAGAAGAGCUUAGCUUAGCUCUUAUUCUGACCAUUUAUGAAGCCAAAGGUUUGGAAUUUGAUGAUGUUCUUCUCUACAAUUUCUUCACAGAUUCAGAGGCUUCCAAGGAAUGGAGAAUAAUUUCUUCUUUCACUCCAGUUUUUUAUUUGAAUGAUAAGAAUCAGCCUCUUAUUGAAGUCCCGUUGGAUAGCCUCUCGGCAUCUACUAGUAGACCCUUCACUUUAAACCCAGAAAUGCACAAGCUGCUGAAUGGAGAACUCAAACAGCUAUACACAGCAAUUACUAGAGCCAGAGUGAAUCUUUGGAUAUUUGAUGAGAAUCUGGAAAAACGAGCACCAGCUUUUGAGUACUUCAUCAAGGGGAACUUUGUAAAAGUAGUCCAGACAGGCGAAAAAAAAGCUCUGGAUGAUAACAUGUUUGUUAAGAGCUCCACUAAGGAGGAAUGGAUUGCACAAGGAGACUAUUAUGCCAACAACCAGUGUUGGAAGGUUGCAGCCAAGUGUUACCAGAAGGGCGGGGAAAGCGACAAAGAGACACUUGCAUUUGCUCAUGAUGAAGUUUUAACAUUACAAGCUAAAAAAAUCAGCCAAAGGGAAAGGCAAAUGGAAUAUUUGAGACUUGCUAAAACCUACUUGGAAUGCAAAGAACCAAAACUUGCUCUGAAAUGCCUAACAUUCGCUAAAGAGUUUCGUCUAUGUGCAGAACUCUGCAAGAAACUGGGAAAGGACGACUACUAUAAAAAAAGCCAAGACAACAGAACUGCUGCUAAAUGUUUUGAGCAAACUGGGGAAUAUGAACUUGCAUUGAACAUCUACAAGCAAGAGAAAAUGUAUGAAGAAGCUAUUGAUGUCAUUGAAAGACUCAAAAAGAAGCUACCAGAUGUACAACUUCAAUAUACAUCCAAUCAGUUGUAUUUGGAAGCAGCAGCAGAUUAUUUCCAUAAUAAAAAUUUGAAGAAAAUGAAUGAUGUUUUGUCAAAACUUGACAUAGAAGACCAACUGUACUUUCUGAAAACACGUAAGCUGUGGAGUGAAGCAGCUGAGCUGCUUAAAAGUAAAGGCCAAAGUGAAGAUGCUGCUGUUUUGAUGAGGGAGCAUGGAAAACUAUUGGAAGCUGCAGACUUAACAACUCAAAAUCCAUUCAGAGCGUCAUGCUUACUUGCUGUAGCACGUCGUGCUAUUGUGGAAAGCAGUGAAGAUACUGACCUAUUAACUGUUCUCCCUGAGGCCAUUCAACUCUUUGAAAAAUCACAGAAUCAAGCAGCUGUUGCUGAGACAAUUCUUCUUCAAGGAAUUGUAGAGAGAGAUUUUGAGAUGAUCAAAAACUCCCUUAAUACAUUUUUUAAAUUGUCCCACAUCCCUGGUGUAGUUGAAGCACUGUUUGAGUGUAUAAAUUAUGAGGAGUCUGAUUCAUCAGUAAUUCGAAUGGCUUCAUCAGGAUUACUGUCUCUGAUAGACUUGGUCAAAGCAUUAAAAGCAACCAAAAGCAAUGCAGAGAGGGAAAUGAUCAAGUCUUGUUUUGAUUUUUUGGGGUUUGUGCAAAUCAAUGGACACCAGUACUCUAUCCUUCUGCACGAAGGUGCUAGAAUUUUAAAGACUGCAGAAGAAACCAUUGAGAAUAAUGACAUAAAAAGCAGUAACACUGUGUAUUGUUUGGCAAUUGAGGAUGUCAAUAUGUUGGUAGAAAAUUAUCUUCUAAAAAGGUUUUGUGACAUUUCUGCAAAAAUGCUUAGAAAUGUUUACCCAGACAUUUGUCCAAAGUAUAUCGUAGGUCUAAAUUGUGAAGAUGAAAAUUGCACAGAUUAUCACCAACCUGUGCAUCGAUAUGAGCUUAGACAGAUGCUUUUCUCUAAAAAAAAUUUAAUAACUAUCUGUGGAUUGAUGUUUGAAGCAAAAAAACUAUUUUCAAAAGAAGUCUCAAGUGAACUCCAAGACCUCCUAAAUUUGAAUGUUUUUCGAUUGUGUGAUUCCCUUUCAAAUUUGUGUUUUCCAAAGCAUUUUCAUUUAAGGAUCCUUUCAGAAAACAAUGUAGUGUGCGCAAAAUUCCAGGAUAUGCGUAUAAGGUUCCCAGAACCAUGUAAGACCAUGCUGAAUAAAUACAUUGAAUUACUUUUUGAUCAAAAAGACACAAAACAAAGAAGAGAAUCAACUGACCUCUGGCUAAAGGCAAUGUAUGUUUUCACCUUGUCUUCAGGUUAUCCCAAAAAACUAGAAUCAUUGGUUGCUGCCCAAGAAUGGCAAUAUAACAAGGAAUACAUCAAUAAAAAAGAAAAGAAACGGGAAAAAAUACUACUUGAAGGAAGAUUUGCAAUGUUGCUGCCUGACACAACCAAUGGUCCUAUAAAGGAGACACACAUACAUUAUUUUCGACUUCUUCAAAGUGCAGUAGAACAACUGUAUAUUAAAAAAAAUCCAGAGGAGUGCAAAAGAUAUUUUUUCAGAUUUAUGAAUGUUUUCAUCAAGAAAUGUAUUGAGCCACUGAUUCCAAGCAUUGCAAAUACAAUCAUGCUACUGGAGUUUCAGUUUAUCCUUUGCUCUGCUGUAUUGAUGCGCCUUUACUCUAACAUUAGGGUUUUACUCCCAAAAAGUUACAUUUCCUUACUCUAUCAUUGGGAGUUCAUGUUUGGAAGGAACUUAAUCAAAAAUGGACGAAUAGAUACACACUCAAUUUGGUGGGAAUAUGCACCAAAAGAUUUGAAGCAUGCCACAAGACAAUUCAAACAUCAUCUGUUCUACCUUGCCAAAGUUCUAUGUGGUGAAGAAGAAGAACAAUUCAAUGUCAUUCUUGAUGCAUUCAAUGACAUAGACUGUAUUUCUUCAGGUGAAGCCGAGAGAACAAUUGUGUUCUGCUUGGUGAUGAUGGUGAAUGUUGAAGGAGUUCUUGAAGAAGAAUCUAGUUAUACUUUGUGGAAACAUUUUCCAGUAAUUCAGACAAAACUUGAGCACAUGAAGGCCAAUUUUCCAUCAAGAGUGCCUAAUAGACUUGUUCAUGUUGUGAAUCAAGUUGCUGAUGCAAGCAGUACAGAAGAUGUUUGUACCAUUCUCCAAAGCCUUCUGAUUCAAAGAGAUGAUGAGCGUCUAGCAGAGUGCCGUUGGAGUCAGGUUGCCAAUUAUGGCAAAAGACCAGUGUAUGGAAUUCUCUAUAAUGAUAUGCUUUCUUUCAGAAAGUUUGAUCAAACUCAGUACUCUGUACACAAUUAUAUCCCACCCAAAAAUAGCUACCAAGAAGACUCUCAAGAAAAUGACAUAGUUGAUCCACUUGUAGCUCUGGCUUCACAAGUGCAACAGAAGCAGUCUGCUAUGCGUCAGCUUAAUGAGGUCCUUCUCCUUGUCUGCUUCUGUAUAAAAUGGAAACGGGCGCAUCACCAACACAUGAAGAGGCAAAUGGAAGCUGAAGAAUCCAUUCCAGAUACAUUCAAGAAGGCAGAUGUUGACCGUACACAGUGUGACAUAUGCGGAGUUAAAUUUUUACAACAAUUAAUCUCUUUUCAACCAGAGGAAAAUGAAGAGGGUGCGCCAGAGGAAAAUGAAGAGAGUGCACCAUUAACACCAACAACAGAUAAUGUGGAGGAAAUGGAAGAUUCUGAACCGUGUAAAUUGAAGGAUGAUGGCGAAGUGUUUACCACUCACCUUACACUUGGGACACACCAGGACCAAGUCAAGGCUUAUCUAGACUACCUUCAGUUUUUUAAACUGGCAGUUGAUAAUGUUCUUUGUGAAGGAAAGUGUUUUUUACAAGCAAUGCUGGAAACUGCUGGAGACCAUCUGGCUUCCAAAGAGGAGUUUCACCUGGUACAGACAAAGCUUGAAAGCAAAAUGAAGCGUGUGGCUGAUGCAAUAGAAGACAUUUAUGAGAAAAAGACUUGGGCUGAAGGUGUCCAGAAAGAGGCCAUGUUUGAACAUGAAAUUGACUACUUGAGUUUUGAUGAACUCAGUUACAAGAAGACAAAGAGGGGCAAGAGGAAAGCUAAACGACAUUAAUUUUAAAAUAAAAUAUUGAAGUGAAAAUGAUAUAGAGAAACGUAGCAAUAAAAAAAAAGUUUGAAUAGAAUAAAAACUGUGGUAAAGUUUGCCAAAAACUUUUUUUUCCCCUUUUAAAAUAUUUUGCUUUUAAUGCCCCAAAAAGAUUUUUUUUUUAAAUUUGCAAGAAAAAUAUAAGUUUAAAUUUUCUUGGAAUAUAAGUAAAAUUUAUAAGUUUAAAUUUUCUUGGAAUUUUAUUUUUUCCCUCCAUUUUUGUGUGUUUGCAAGUUAGAAACCUAGCACUGCAGUGCGUUUGUUACAUUCCAGGAAUCUGUUGCAUACGUUUAACCUUUUCUAAGUACAUGCUGUGUUUAACUAAUUUCACUGAAUUUCCUAGUUCUGUUUUUCACAAUUAAAUUGUAUUCAAUUUUUUAUAACUUCCUUUUUUUAAGACAAAAAUGCAUACUAUAGAAUUUAGAAAUAGAUUUUGCUACACAUAACUACAUUUUUGUCACAGG